AUGAUCGAAUUCGGUCGUCUUAUUAUAGUUACUUUUAAAAUAGUUAUAUCUAUAUAUAUGGUUUACAAUACCAUAAUCAUUGAAGAUCGUAAAGAACGUUCGUCAUUAAUGGAUUACUGGUCUACGAUUGGAUUCUUUACAGUCGUAGAAUAUAUUACCGACAAGUUGUUUAACUGGUUACCAUUUAACCAAGAAAUUAAACUUGGCAUUUCAUUGUGGCUAUACUUCAAAUUUGGGAUUCAACAAUUAUAUACCAAAUUAGUAAAACCAGUGUACCAACAUAGCAGCUCAUUGUUCGAUCGUUUUAUGUCCAUUACAGACAUUAUGUUCAUGAAUUUUGGGCACAUUUUUUGGAAUUUUCCAGUUCGUGUUUAA
This is a messenger RNA of Rhopalosiphum padi (bird cherry-oat aphid), 375 nucleotides long. RefSeq lists its product as uncharacterized. The transcript is spliced from 2 exons. NCBI's taxonomy places the organism in Eukaryota, Metazoa, Arthropoda, Insecta, Hemiptera, Aphididae. The record is from RefSeq and is a predicted model, not a curated record. Bases 1 to 375 code for a protein of 124 amino acids.